Penicillium olsonii is the source of this 756-nucleotide messenger RNA. The record is from the annotation of a GenBank genome assembly. NCBI's taxonomy places the organism in Eukaryota, Fungi, Ascomycota, Eurotiomycetes, Eurotiales, Aspergillaceae.
AUGAACAACGUACUCAUCCUAGGAGCCACUCGAGGCUUAGGAGCUUCACUGCGAUCGCUUUACUCCACUAAGCCCGACACUCAUGUCUUCGCAACGUCGCGAUCAUCGAAAGAUCCUAGCCCAGGAGUGACCUGGCUGAAUGGAAUCGAUAUCUCUCAACCAGACGUGGGUCAAAAGCUUGUCUCCAAGCUUCCCUCUGCCAAGAUUACAACCGCAAUCAUCAGUGCGGGCUACUUUGGCUUUGAAACAUUCGAUUCCCCCGACUGGGAGAAGCAGGUUCAAAUGUACACAACAUCCGCGAUUGGUCCCGUCUUUGUGGUACACAGUCUGGUCAAGGCAGGGCUGCUGGACCAAGGUAGCAAAGUUAUCCUGGUCAGCAGUGAAGGGGGCAGUAUUACCUUGCGCCACGAGAAGGAAGGCGGGGGUAACUUCGGUCACCAUGCGAGCAAGGCCGCUCUGAAUAUGGUCGGAAAGCUUCUGAGUCUGGACCUGAAGCCCAAGGGGAUUGCAGUUGGAUUGGUUCACCCAGGCUUCAUGCGGACUGAAAUGACGAAAAGUGUUGGCUUUGAUAAGUACUGGGAUGCGGGCGGAGCUGUGACGCCGGAUCAGGCUGCAGAAACGCUGGCUUCCUUCAUUGAUAAGUUUGAUAUUGAAAAGACCGGGGAAUUCUGGGCACCGGCAGGACCAGGAGAUAUCGGUACGGCGGAAGACGUACUGGGGAAGAACCUAUCCACUCCACUGCAGCUUCCAUGGUAG